AUGGCGGGGAAGUGUGACACCAUCUCCAAGGGCUUUGCUGGCUGCCUCAUCAGCCUGGGGCACAGCAUGGCCCAGAGCGUCCGGCGGCAGCGGGAAGAGAGCGGCGAGGAGGCGCAGGAGCUGGACACCAUCUGCAAGUCCUGGGAUGACUUCCACGCCUGCGCCAGCGAGGUGCUGUCAAGCUGCCCCGAGGAAGCGGCCACCAUCUGGGAGUCGCUGCGCCAGGAGUCCCGCAAGAUCCAGUUCCAGGGGAACCUACAGGAGCUGUGCA
This is a messenger RNA of Cariama cristata (Red-legged seriema), 271 nucleotides long. Its product is annotated as neuritin-like protein. Gene Ontology annotation, biological process: neuron projection extension; nervous system development. The record is from RefSeq and is a predicted model, not a curated record. The transcript has 2 exons. Lineage: Eukaryota; Metazoa; Chordata; Aves; Cariamiformes; Cariamidae. Gene Ontology annotation, cellular component: plasma membrane. The annotation marks the transcript as partial.